Colletes gigas is the source of this 569-nucleotide messenger RNA. Its product is annotated as radial spoke head 1 homolog. The coding region runs from base 1 to 558 and encodes 185 amino acids. The transcript has 4 exons. NCBI's taxonomy places the organism in Eukaryota, Metazoa, Arthropoda, Insecta, Hymenoptera, Colletidae. The record is from RefSeq and is a predicted model, not a curated record.
AUGAAGAAACAAGGCGCGAGCAAAGCAUUGGAAACAGGAAGGUCCGAGACUAAGGACGCAAAAAAUAUAAAACACGAUAAAGAUAAGUUCAUGUUUAAUAAUGGGGAUAUUUAUGACGGAGAAUAUAAACUUAACUAUGAACAAUUUUUACUGGUGAAGCAAGGUAAAGGGAUAUAUACUACCGAUAACUUGGAUGUAUACGAUGCAGAAUGGGAUAACGAUACGUUCGCUGAUAGUGAAAUUCGCAUUCGGUAUAACGACGAUGCUCAGUAUCGAGGUAAGAUCGAUUCUUAUGGAACAAUAAACGGUCAUGGAACGUACACGUUUCCCGAUGGAUCCACUAUACAAGCUGAUUGGCUUCAAAAUAAACCGUAUACAAAUGUUGUCUAUCGUGAGCCCUUUGGAUAUACGUGGAUAAUUGAGAAUAUGUCAGAAAAUUCGAUAUCUUUUUCUUCGGGAAAUCAUUUCUGGACCGACAUGUUGUCUGAUCAAAGUGCCGCGCAUUCUCUACACCAAAACGAACCCUAUCGACUCAACGAAUCGGAUGACGGUGCUUAACAUUUGGUGUU